AUGCGACUCACAGUAUCUAUCGUCUUAUGCCUCUCAUCCUCUAUCUGCCAACUGGCAGAAAGCACACGGGGAGUGAACAUUUCUCCCGAGGAAGGCCGCGCUCUUCAGUCCGCUGCCCGUUUCAGGUUGCCAACCGAGGCCUCCCUCCCAGCACCCGUACCGGCGAAAGCCCAGGAUGAGUUUUUCCUCACUCACCAAGGAGGUUUGAGGCGUCGACCAAAGUACGGCCACAGGAAAGGAUUAGAAAAUUUGGAAGAUGCAGAUGCAAUCACGCUCGCUGAGGGUCAGGCCGGAUCCAGCGCCUUCAAAUCCAAGUCGGCUGCCAGAUCCAUUUGGCAAGGAUGCGCUCCCUUGGGAAAUAUGCUGGGUCUUCUGAGUCGACGCAAGUACCACAAGUUGAAAGGAUUAGAAAAUUUGGAAGGUGCAGAUGCGAGCACGCUCGCUGAGAGGAAUGCCGGAUCCAACGCUUUCGAAGUCAAGGCGGCUGCCAGUUCCUCGGGGUCAGCAGAGGCUUCCUCCACGGCCAACCCAGCAGCGGGAACUAAGGGGGGACUUUGCCAAGAUCUCAGAGGAGGGGUGAACAACUUCAGCGGAGGGACUAGUGUUGAAUCCGAAUCAACACUUCUCCGCGGUCAGAAAAGAUGGGAAAACGAACUCAACUAUCCGUUCAAAUGGCUUAAUCUGGAAACAGAGGCAGAUGAUCUGAAAGCGUUUCGGAAAAUCAUCACUGAAAAUUCUCAGAUUAACCACGCAUUGGGACCAUACUCCAGGGCCCCAUUCACAUUCAUAAGCAACGAGGCUCUCGAGACCCUAACUGGGAACUUCCUUAUUGGAUCGGAUCAUGAGAGGGUGGCAGUCCUGGCUGUCUUUUUUCAUUUGUUCAAGGACCAUCGGGACGAGCCGUCUGUUCGCAGAUAUUUUUGGAAGCUUCGGCAGCAUCUCCAACCGCACGACGAAAAAAAUUUCCAGUACGCACAUUCAGAAUACCCAGUUUUUUGA
This is a messenger RNA of Puccinia triticina, 999 nucleotides long. RefSeq lists its product as uncharacterized. Bases 1 to 999 code for a protein of 332 amino acids. NCBI's taxonomy places the organism in Eukaryota, Fungi, Basidiomycota, Pucciniomycetes, Pucciniales, Pucciniaceae. The transcript is spliced from 9 exons. The record is from RefSeq and is a predicted model, not a curated record.